Molecule: messenger RNA, 1588 nt
Organism: Dinoponera quadriceps
Lineage: Eukaryota; Metazoa; Arthropoda; Insecta; Hymenoptera; Formicidae
Gene: Lst8
Product: target of rapamycin complex subunit lst8
Exons: 7
Coding region: 264-1226 (320 amino acids)
Biological process (GO): regulation of actin cytoskeleton organization; TOR signaling
Cellular component (GO): TORC1 complex; TORC2 complex
Molecular function (GO): protein binding
Source: RefSeq, a predicted model, not a curated record
UCUGUCCGUGUUCAGCAGAACGUUUAUUUUAUCACUGUUGGAAAUUUCUUGUCCUGACAUUGGAUUAUUCCUGUAGAUCUAAAAGAAUAAUCCAAUCUCAGCUCAGAAAAUUUUCAAUGGUUUCAAUUAAACGUUCUGCUGAACGUGGCCGUUAUGGUAGUGAAAGAUUACUGCGCAUCGCGGUGUGUUUUGAAAAUAAUAUGGCUGUUGAAUGAGGAGCUAUCGUGAAUUUUCUAAUUGGAUAAAUUUUAAUUCAACUAGAAAUGACUGUCGAGGGUGCAAUUAACAAUGAACAAGUGAUUUUCGUAACGGGAGGUUAUGAUCAUACAAUCAAAAUAUGGCAACCACAUACAGGCGUUUGUCAGCGUACAGCACAACACGCGGAUUCUCAAGUUAAUGCGUUAGAUAUCACUCCUGACAAGUAUGUUGUCGCUGCUGCUGGAUAUCAGCAUAUACGGAUGUAUGACUUAGCAUCAAACAACCCCAAUCCAGUUAUAAAUUAUGAUGGAGUGUCAAAGAAUAUUACCGGCUUAGGCUUUCAGGAAGAAGGAAAAUGGAUGUUCACUGGAGGAGAAGACUGUUCAGCAAGGAUAUGGGACAUGAGGUCCAGUAAUUUUCAAUGCCAAAGAAUAUUUCAAGUUACUGCACCUGUAAACUGUGUAUGCCUACAUCCGAAUCAGGCGGAACUGAUUGUUGGCGACCAGAGUGGAGUCAUACAUUUAUGGGACUUGCGUUCAGAUCACAAUGAACAAUUAAUUCCCGAGGCUGAAUCUUCAAUUCAGGAUAUCGCGGUAGAUCAGGAUGGUACUUAUAUGGCAGCUGUAAAUAAUAAAGGACAUUGUUACAUCUGGACACUUACAGGGGGCACCGGGGAGGAGCCCACGAAACUGAAUCCUCGUCACAAACUUUUGGCUCAUAAGCGUUAUGCUCUUCGUUGCAAAUUUAGUCCUGAUUCUACAUUGUUGGUGACGACGUCGGCCGAUCAAACUGCCAGAGUGUGGAGAACGACGGAUUUCUCCGAAGUGCAAGUUCUUCAACACGAGGCGAAACGCUGGGUUUGGGACGCAGCAUUCAGUGCAGAUUCUCAAUAUAUAUUUACUGCUUCCUCAGACGGAGUCGCGAGGUUGUGGAACGCAUCUACAGGAACAAUAGAACGAGAAUAUCAAGGACACCAAAAAGCUGUCACGGCUCUUGCUUUCCGCGACGAAAUCGUUUCCGCAAGUUAAACAUAAAAAGCAAAUAUAUAUAUAUAUAUGAGAUAGAUAAGACGUGUAUAGACGUUUCUUAAUUUUUACAAAUUACCAAAAAUUGAGAAUUGUGCGCUUACGAUUUCGAUGCGAGCAAGAGAAAUUAGAGUCAGGUACGCGUAUAUAAAUGUAUAUUCGUUUCUUAAUAAUAUCUUAAAUAUCAUUUGCAAGUUAGUUUUGGAAAAUCGAAAAUUAAUCACCUCGUAAGACUUUGUAUCAAGGAAAGAAAUUCAAAAUACGCAUUAUAGAAAUUUGACGGGAAAUUCGCUCGACGGUGUAAAAAAAAAAAAAUCGGUGUAAUAAUAAUUUAAUAAUCUAUUAAUUAAAAUAUCAUCAAAACA